Messenger RNA from Didymodactylos carnosus, 678 nucleotides. Lineage: Eukaryota; Metazoa; Rotifera; Eurotatoria; Philodinida; Philodinidae. The record is from the annotation of a GenBank genome assembly.
AUGGAUGGAUAUAACUUUCGGUUGUGGGUCAAUCAAUUCUUAUUUCCUGCAUUUGAAGCAAAAUAUGAUCGUGACAAGAGAAUGAUAUUUGUACUUGAUAAUGCUGCUUAUCAUAAAGAGAAAGGUGAUGAUUAUGUCAAUGUACAGCUUUUGUCCAAAACUGAUAUGAUUAAUCUUCUUUUAUCGAAAAAAGUAUGCAGUAUACCGGUGAUUCGAAAUGGUCAUACAAUAGAAUUUAAAGCUAAUGAAUGGAAAUUGAAUGGUCCUUUAGGUCCUUAUAAAGAAGAACUGAGAAUAUACGUACAAAGUUGGAUCAAACAAUAUCCCGAACUUCAAAAAAUCUUAUUAGAAAGAUUAUUCGAAGAAAAAUAUUUGACUGUGAAGGUCAAUAUGCCACACUUUCAUUAUCUUAUUUUCACUCCACCAUAUUGUCCAGAAGUCCAGCCGAUCGAAUUGGUAUGGGCCUAUGUUAAAGGUUAUGUGGCUAAAACGUUUACACCUUCCAGAACCCUUCACCAAUUAGCUGAUCAAACAAAAGCAGGUUUCGUUAGUGACGGAGAGAAACAUGAAGGAAUAUCUGCUGAAAUGAAUGCAGAUAAAUAUGAGGAAGCAGACAAACAAGAAGAAGAUGAAGAUGUUGAUGACAUCAGCAUGGAUGUGUUGGAUGGUACUGAUUAA